AAGCGCACUUUAGAAAUUGACGACGAUGAAAUUGUCAUUCAAAACUAGCUAAAGCUGACGAAAAAUGCCUCUGCCUGCAUUGCAGAACAGCGGUGUGCUCUACCGGCGGAUCCUGACUCAGUUUCCUCAAGACAUCAGUCUGGCGUUCGCUUAUGGAUCGGCUGUGUUCAGACAGACUGGAAGCACUCAAGGUCAGAUGGGGAAGAACAUGCUGGACUUUGUGUUUGCAGUGGAUGACCCAGUCACAUGGCACACCAUGAACCUGAUAGAGAACAGGAAACAUUACUCUUUCCUCAAGUACCUGGGUCCAAAACCGAUCAGCAACAUACAGAACGACUACGGAGCUGGGGUCUACUUCAACACGCUAGUCCCUGCUGAUGAUAGGGUGUUGAAGUAUGGUGUGAUCAGUACAGAUACUCUAAUUGAUGACUUACUCCACUGGAAAACCCUGUACAUAGCAGGCAGAUUACACAAACCUGUUCGGAUUCUGCUCCAGAAUGAAAAUGGAAAACUGCGAGCUGCUCUCGUAGGCAACCUGAAAAGUGCAGUGAUUGCGUCAUUUCUCAUGCUGCCGGAAAGUUUUUCAGAAGAAGACCUUUUCCUCCAGAUUGCAGGACUGUCCUACUCUGGGGAUUUCAGGAUGGUGAUUGGUGAGGAUAAAUCCAAGGUUUCUAACAUCGUAAAGGACAACAUGCAACAUUUCCGGAAGUUAUAUAACAAUAUUCUUCAAGAGUGCCCGCAAGUGGUGUACAAGCCUCAACAGGGCAGACUGGAGGUUGACAAGAGUCCAGAGGGUCAGUUCACACAGCUCAUGGCUCUUCCAAGAACGCUCCAACAACAGAUCACCCGUCUGGUUGAUCCACCGGGAAAGAACAGAGAUGUGGAAGAGAUACUGCUGCAGGUGGCCCAGGAUCCAGACUGCGGCUCUGUAGUACAGCAGGGAAUUUCAUCAAUAGUGAAAACAUCAAGUUUAUCACAAAGUGCCAAAGGAAUUGUCACAGCUGGUGUUCUCAAAACGGUGUCAUACAGUGUUAAAAAGCUGCAGAAGAUGUGGAGAGGUGCACGAAGAAAACCAUCAUGAAGUUGAUAAUGAGUAAUAAUACUGUUAUUAAUAUUAAUGACUAAUAGCGAUUCAAAUAACGAUACUACUCGCACUUGAGUGCAUUCAGACUUCGUAAAAGUUUUUCGAAAAGGCUUUUCACAGUUCCUUCAGAUAUUUAUUGAAAUAAAGUAUGUAAUUGUGUUGAAAUAAUGACAAAUUUUACGUCAUGUUGGUCACCCUCUGCACUGUGCUGUAUCCAUUUCUGACAUGUGAUUUACAUUCUUUAAAAAAGGAUUGGUAAUAUGCAAUGUGCAGAAUUUCUGAUUAAAUGCUAAUAAACAUUUCAUGUUUUUAAAAUGAGGAUGCCGA
Molecule: messenger RNA, 1411 nt
Organism: Xyrauchen texanus (razorback sucker)
Lineage: Eukaryota; Metazoa; Chordata; Actinopteri; Cypriniformes; Catostomidae
Gene: tamm41
Product: TAM41 mitochondrial translocator assembly and maintenance homolog
Exons: 9
Coding region: 65-1081 (338 amino acids)
Biological process (GO): cardiolipin biosynthetic process; CDP-diacylglycerol biosynthetic process
Cellular component (GO): mitochondrion
Molecular function (GO): phosphatidate cytidylyltransferase activity
Source: RefSeq, a predicted model, not a curated record